This is a messenger RNA of Patiria miniata (bat star), 2536 nucleotides long. Its product is annotated as battenin-like. The transcript has 14 exons. Lineage: Eukaryota; Metazoa; Echinodermata; Asteroidea; Valvatida; Asterinidae. The coding region runs from base 265 to 1584 and encodes 439 amino acids. The record is from RefSeq and is a predicted model, not a curated record. Gene Ontology annotation, biological process: regulation of intracellular pH; lysosome organization. Gene Ontology annotation, cellular component: lysosome; membrane.
GGAUGGUCACUUGAACAGCAGCACACGAACGGACAGUACCAAUGCCAAAACAGGCCAAGGUAAGGCCAGAAGUCAUGCGUGAGGGAAUCCUACCAGAUUAAGAAAACGGAUUAAAUCUGUGCUGAACUGUGCUGCAUGAGCUGUUACGGAGUGGCUCAUUUUUGGUAUUGAAGGGAGUCCUACGGAAGGGAAACGGAAGUAUUCUGUACUGAAUUGUGCUGCCUGAGCUGUUACGGAGUGGCUUAUUUUUGUCAAUUUCCAGGCAUGGGGAAAACUAAAUCAUCGAAAUUUCAGAGGCUGCGUGGAGAACAAGAGGAACAAGAUGCGUUUUUGCCCGAGGAACCCGCAGUUCCCGCGGAUGUGCAAAAGUGCUGCAAGGAGAAGAUACGAAACCUCGCUGCAUUUUGGCUGUUCGAGGCGUGCAGUUCCUACAUGUACGUCGUCAUGCUGAGUGCUGCGUAUGACAUUCUAGGAGGCCAAUACGAGAUUGGAAAUGCAACGUCCCAGGAGAACGAUACAUCAAGGGGGAGAUUCGACUGCAAUCCUCUUUCAACAGGGGCGGUUCUUCUGGCAAAUGUUCUACCGGAUAUGUUUGUUACGCUGUCAGCACCGUGGUAUCUUCAUCAUAUUUCCUAUGAUAUUAAGGUCUUCUCUACUGUGACGUCAGCCGUACUGAGCUGCCUGAUUGUGUCCCUGUCUCCAAUUCGAGCACUAACUAUAUUUGGCGUUGUCUGUGCAGGCAUAUCCGGUGGCCUCGGAGAAUUCACCUGCGUCAGUCUCUUGUCCUUUUACGACAAGAGUGUGGUGUCCGUCUGGUCAUCCGGUACCGGUGGCGCUGGUAUAGUGGCUUCUAUUGCCUAUGCCGGACUGAUCGAAGUUGGUAUGACACCGAGGAACGCGCUACUUGUGCAGGUCAUUGUGCCAUUGGGCAUAGUGGUCGGUUACUGGUGCGUUUUGGUCAGAGUCCCGACAUCGAAACUCAUCCAAAACGACGUUCAGGAGGACGAUGAUCCAGACCGCCUUGAGGAGUACGAUCCAUUCCAAGGCAAAUGCGAAGACGCUGAAGAGCGCCAUCUAACGUUUGAAGAACGAGCCAAGUACUUUCAGUACCUAUUGAAGUACAUCAUUCCUCUGUGGCUUGUGUACUUCGGCUCAUACUUCAUUAACCAUGGCUUGCUGGAGUUGAUCUUUGUGCGAGGAAUUUGGUUGUCACACGAGAGUCAGUACAGAUGGUUUCAAGUGCUGUACCAAGUUGGUGUGUUCAUAUCACGGUCUUCUAUCAACCUGUUUACUUGUCGCAUACUGUGGAUAUUUCCUAUUCUUCAGUGGGCUGUGCUGGUGUUGAUUCUAUCUGGUGUGUACUUCGAAUGGACGCCGAGUAUUUUUCUCAUCUUCGGCAUCAUCUUCUUCGAGGGAAUCGUCAGUGGCGCGUCCUACGUCAACACCUUUUACCUCAUCUCGCAAAAUGAGGAUCCGAAGUAUAAAGAAUUUGCUAUGGGAGCGACAACAGCUUCCGAGUCAUGCGGCAUUGCUAUCGCCGGUAUGAUCGCUAUUCCAGUACAUGAUGCUAUCUGUAGGAUUUAACGGGAAGGGCAGUGUUCAUUUGUUUCUCUCAAUGUUUAACAUGCUUGUGUUGCAAGUCAUGACUAACAUCUAGGCAAAAUUUAUCAUGUGACAUAGGUGUAAUUGUUUUCUAUUUAGUAGUUAGGCCGAUUUUCUGGAGACGGUGACAUCACUUUGGAUGGGUUUUGUCCGUGUUACUCUAAAUUAUAUUGAUGUCGAUAAUCUGCGUGUUUUCUCUUAAUAUUUGACAGGCUUGUGUUGCCAGUCAUGCUCAACUUCAAGGCAAAAUUCCAAUCUACCUAAAAUAAAUAGUUUUUGAGUUGUCGAGUGACACAGGUGUGAUUGUUUAUGUGUUUAAUAGUUAGGCCGAUUUUCUGUAUAUAGACCGUGACUUCACUUUGGAUGGGUUUUGUUCGUGUUACUAAAAAUUAUAUUGACGCCGAUAAUCUCUAUUUUUCCUCCAUAUUUAACAUAUAUAUCUAAAUUAUGUGAACACGAAGAAUGUAGACAUUUCUCGUGACAUCGGGAAAUUAUAUAUCUAUACAUUCGCUGAUUACAGGAGGGGCAAAAAAACCGUGAAAACCCUUUUGGGAGAAAAACGGGAAAUUCCCAUCCGGCUCAUUAUUAUUAUUAGUGUUUAGCCAAGUUUGUUUACUCGAUCCGUAAGUCAGCACAGCUAUAUACUUGUAUUAUCAGUGAAGGCAGCGACCAUUAAUGCAGAAAUAUUACUGACUGAAUGUUUUAUGGAGUUCAGAUUUGAAUGAGAUAGGAGAAGUCAUGGUUCUCAACUGCACAUAUCAUGCAAAUUAUUCAAUAUGAUUGUACCAGUUACAGCAAAGCUUGAGGCAUAACCUUUUUUUUCGCAAAAGGAAUCUUCAGUGUCAUGUCAGUGGAUUGUCUCGUUUCACGAAUCUGAAUAAGUAGUGUAAACAGAUUUGUCAUAUACAAAGGAGUUCAUUUUGUUUAUGCAUGA